Messenger RNA from Paecilomyces variotii, 2893 nucleotides. RefSeq lists its product as hypothetical. NCBI's taxonomy places the organism in Eukaryota, Fungi, Ascomycota, Eurotiomycetes, Eurotiales, Thermoascaceae. Gene Ontology annotation, cellular component: replication fork protection complex; nucleus. The record is from RefSeq and is a predicted model, not a curated record. Gene Ontology annotation, biological process: DNA replication initiation; DNA replication. The transcript is spliced from 2 exons. Gene Ontology annotation, molecular function: single-stranded DNA binding; DNA replication origin binding. The coding region runs from base 291 to 2720 and encodes 809 amino acids.
CGCUGAAUUGUCGGCGCUGAAAUCAAACUGUUCCACCAAUUCUGAUAGCUCUGUGCCUUUGUGAUUUUAUGGAAUAAGAGCGCGACUUGACGGUCCGGCUAUAUCGAGCUCGAAAGCUGUCAGUCAAGGAUGUGGAGGGGGUAAAUUCAUUUGCCCGCACGUCUACUGUACCAGCGAUAAUGGGAAGGGAGCACGGAUAAGGGACGAAAUAAUAUCUUGAUCAUUGGAGAAUACAACCGGGAAAGACAGCGCAAGAGGGGUCCCAUCUGCGGUCCGUCUGCGAUGACACAAUGGGCGAAACAUCGUGGCCCCCGAAAUCACCCCGUGAUGCUUUACUGAGCUCGCCUAGUGGUCGGAGAAAGUACCAGGAUAUGCAGAAUAAUCGAAUAACGUCGCCCUUGAAGCGAUCGUCUACGACGCCAAACUUGCAGGCCAAGUCGCAUCGGUUGUUACAAGAGAGCGUUGGCGACGAAGACGACGACGAAGACGACGACGAAGAGACCUUGAAACUGAAGCUUGCAGCAAUCGAGGCUCGUCUAAGGCUAAAGAAGCUACAGAAACAAGCAAAGACUGGACGAUCGAGUUCAGACCUUGAAGGGGAUGAGGUGCCAUCGAGACUGUCUUCAGCUGUCGGCGCGUCUAGCCGGCUACAAAGGGAUGCCCAUGGAAAGGAACCAGAAGAUGAAAUCCAAGUUCCGCUUUCCCCGACGAGGAAGGUUGCACCGCCUGUUGAGCCGGAGUCUCCUCGGAGAUUUGUGCUUGGUAUAGACAAGGGGAUGAGAGGGAAGGAUGUAUCACUUCGACGACCACCAAACUCGAGAGUCUCCGGUCGGCCAGAGAGUGCGUAUGGCGGUCGAGCAGGCGUGGCACCACGUUCUGCUCAUUCAUCCAGUGCUACAAGUGCUUCGUCGCCGUUCCGUGAUUCCCCACGACCAAAGAGUUUCAGUGAGAGGAUCGCUGAAAGCAGGUCUGUGGAGAAGGACCGGCGAGAACGCGCGGAGAGAUCCCAACAGACUCGCAGCUCUGCUUUCCAGUUCGACAAGGAAGAAAUGGAACGGUUCAAGGCCGCGGCGGCGGACGCAAAACCAGCCUCGAGAUCUGCCACUAGGUCUCGGCCAGUGGAGAGCUUCAGCCGAGAAGAUGUCCUCAGAUCACUCCAUCAGUCUACGUCAACAAGGCAAAGAAGCCAAACGAUGCCUAGUAUACAUGCGAAUGACUCGAGCCGACCCUCUUCUGGUUCCCGCGAGACACAGUCCUUCCAGGGACAAAGACCACGAUCACAGGGACGUUCGGACUCGCACCAGUCUCAUGUCCCAGGUGACGCUGACGAAGAGAAACAGAGCGAAAUUAAAGCAGGCGAUGCCUCCAAGUACGAGGCAUUUUCCUCUUUACAUCUUUCCAGUCGCAUAUUACCGCACUCCUUUUUAAGUCGGACGCUCGAAGGCAAGAAGGUCAUUACCAUCCCCCAGCUCUUAAGGAUGGUCAAAGCCCCGGAUUUUGAGCUAGAUGUGGAUGGUGAUUAUGUGGUCUUUGGUAUAGUCGCCUCGAAGUCUGAUCCAAGGGAGCGCAAGGAAUCGAAAAACAUUGCUAAAGAGACCGAUCGAUUCGACGACGGUCUGAACAAUACGAACAAAUAUAUGGCCAUGACGCUUACUGAUCUCAAAUGGUCUGUCGAUCUUUUCCUCUUUGAUACAGCUUUCCCAAGAUACUACAAGCUCUCCGAGGGUAUUUUGAUCGCCGUCCUAAACCCUACUAUCAUGCCCCCUCCCCCGAACAAAAUCGAUACCAACCGGUUUAGCUUGGCUAUCUCAUCAUCAGAUGACACGAUCCUUGAGAUUGGAUAUGCGCAAGACAUUGGGUUUUGCAAGGCCGUGAGGAAAGACGGCAAGACGUGCCACUCCUGGGUCGAUGCACGCAAGACGGAGUUUUGUGACUUUCACAUCGAUGUCCAAAUUCGGCGUACACAGGCACAGCGGAUGGGCGUGAACAAUGGAACUGGUAUGUUUGGGCCAGGAGGGAGAUCAGGUCCGCGAACUGGUGAUUUUGGUGGGGAAAGACGAGCAGGACAGAGGGGCAAUGGGUUGAAGCCUGAAGGUGCACAAUACGACCUUGGGACUCAAUCCACAUUCUAUGUCGCUCGAGCUCCAAGGAUGAAUAGUGACUAUGAUCAUUCCUUGGGUUCUGCCAACCUCUUUAACCGAGGUCAAUCAGCAGCCAGCUUAAUUGAUGCUGAUGACCCUUUCCUCGCAGCUGGUAUGACGGGUCGUGGGAAGGACAGUAGAGCAGAGCGUCUUCGCAGGCGCCUUGCCGAGCAGCAAAACGAGCGCAACAUCAAGAGGCUGGUGACAUCGGGCGCUGCCACUGGCAUAGGUGGAGAGUACCUGCGAGCCCGAGUCAGCGAGAAUCGUCCGUCGUCUUCAUCUCGCAGCGACGGCACCCCAGCUUCGACUGGGUCAAAGGACGACAAAACCGCAACUCCCAUAUCAUCUGACUUCAACCUAAGCAGCCUAAGAGCACAAGAUGUCCGCCUGGAACACAAGAAACGCGCCCACGACGGCGACAAGCCUUCGAAUAUAGUGAAAAAGACACGCUUCAUCACCCCGAAAGGAAUUCGGGAAGCAGGUCGAGACAGUCUCGGGGGCCCGUCAGACCUGAAUAGUCUGGCGAAGACCUCUGAUAAUAAUGAUUAUGACGACGAUGACGAGUUGGAUAUCAUUUAAAAAGAGAGAUACCACCAGGGAUAGAUACCAGGGACUUCUCUACCAUUCCCACCACCGUCCCCUGUUUGCUUUUGGUGUUUGUUAUCUAUGUAUGAGUACAUCUGCAUAGGUCUACUGGAUAGCACACUUGCUGAAGACUAGAGUUAUUAAUUCAUCAAUCAAUAAUACCUCAG